CUGGGGGCAAAAACCGGUAAUUACGCGCCGCGCGGACAACUUUGGCGAGGUGCUACAUGGAUUGCGCAGCAGCAACAGGCCAGUCACUGGCGUCUACUGAGAUUUCACUCACGGUAGAGUGAAGUGUGACUCAGUCAUCCUCGUCAGCCUGGUCACAUCAUCAUCAAGUUUACGAGGCAACCUGUAGCUGUGUGCCCUUUUACUGCAGGCAUCAUUUCACCAAGGCGCAAUGACGGGACACACGGGACACAGCUGACGGUUUUGAAUCUGUAGCCCGGGGAGGAGAGAAGAAACAAGAGUGCAGGGAAGCAGCCCCAGUGCAAACCAUGUAUGGCCGGUACACCCAGGAGCUGGGUGUGUAUGCCAAGGAGGAAGCAGCGCGACUGCGGGAUGGAGGACUACGGGACGGUGGAGGACUGCGGAGGAACACCAGCGUCCGUAGUCGUGCUGCAGAUCUGCUGGAGUAUGAGAAAGACCCCUGUGUAAAGUGUCGGUCAUGUGCAUCUCGCUGCCAGAAGUUCCUGAUCUCGCGCGUCGGGGAGGACUGGAUCUUCCUCAUUCUGCUGGGGCUGCUCAUGGCUCUGGUCAGCUGGGUCAUGGACUACGCCAUCGCUUUUUGCCAAGAAGCACAGAAGUGGAUGCACGGUGGACUGGACAGCAACAUGCUCCUGCAGUACAUCGCCUGGGUCAGCUACCCUGUGGUGCUCAUCACUUUCUCAGCAGGAUUCACUCAGAUACUGGCUCCUCAGGCUGUGGGUUCAGGUAUUCCUGAGAUGAAGACGAUACUGAGGGGGGUGGUGCUGAAGGAGUACCUGACUUUUAAGACAUUUGUGGCCAAAGUCAUUGGCCUGACCUGUGCCCUUGGCAGUGGCAUGCCUCUGGGGAAGGAGGGGCCCUUCGUUCAUGUCGCCAGCCUGUGCGCAGCUCUGCUGAGCAAAUUCAUGGCUGCCGUCUUUGGUGGGAUUUACAUGGUGAGAAUGGAAGAGCCUUUUGUGGGAAACAAGAACGAGCUGAGGAACACGGAGAUGCUGUCAGCUGCCUGUGCAGUGGGUGUGGGCUGCUGCUUCGCUGCACCUAUUGGAGGGGUGCUGUUCAGUAUCGAGGUAACGUCAACAUUUUUUGCGGUGAGGAACUACUGGAGGGGCUUCUUCGCUGCCACCUUCAGUGCCUUCAUAUUCAGAGUGCUGGCAGUCUGGAAUCAGGACGAAGAGACCAUCACUGCUCUUUUUAAGACACGUUUCCGUUUGGAUUUUCCGUUUGACCUUCAGGAGCUGCCAGCGUUCGCCGUCCUGGGGAUCGCCUGUGGUUUUGGCGGCGCUCUGUUUGUCUACCUGAACCGUUUGAUUGUGGAGUGCAUGAGGAAACAGAAGACGAUCAACAAGUUCUUGCUGAGGAAUCCCUCUCUUCCUGUCAGGCGUCUGAUGUAUCCUGCGCUCGUCACCCUGCUCGUCUCCACACUCACUUUCCCCCCGGGCCUCGGCCAGUUCAUGGCUGGACAGCUGACGCAGCAAGAGUCUCUGGUCGCGCUGUUUGACAACCGCACGUGGUGCCGUCAGGGUGUGGCCGAGGAGUUUGACUACAUCAGUCACCACCACGGCUGGAAACACCCCCAGGUUAAUGUCUUCAUCACACUCGUCCUCUUCAUCAUCAUGAAGUUCUGGAUGUCUGCUGUGGCCACCACCAUGCCUGUUCCAUGUGGGGCCUUCAUGCCCGUUUUCCUGAUCGGCGCAGCGUUUGGCAGACUUGUCGGUGAGAUCAUGGCAGCCAUGUUUCCCGACGGCAUACAUGCUGAUGGCAGAGUGUAUCCCAUAGUUCCUGGUGGUUAUGCUGUAGUUGGUGCAGCAGCGCUGGCUGGAGCGGUCACCCACACGGUGUCCACAGCAGUCAUCGUGUUCGAGCUGACCGGUCAGAUCUCCCACAUCCUCCCUGUGAUGAUUGCCGUCAUUCUGGCCAACGCUGUGGCUCAGUCUCUCCAGCCGUCUCUGUACGACUCCAUCAUCCGCAUACAGAAACUCCCUUAUCUGCCUGAGCUGGGAAUGGGACAUCACGAGAGGUACAAUACCCGUGUGGAGGACAUCAUGGUCAGAGACGUGCGCUACAUCACCCUGCACUCCUCCUAUCGGGACCUGCAGGAGAUGCUGCUGACGUGUCACCUCAAAACACUGGCACUGGUGGAAUCCAGAGACUCCAUGAUCCUGCUGGGCUCCAUCGAGCGACUGCAGCUCCAGUCUCUGCUCUCUCUGCAGCUGGGACGCCAGCGGAGGCUGGAGUUCCUCCACCACCUGACGCAGGACAACGGCACACACGAUCACCUGCCCAGCCUGACGAGCGACAGCACGCCCAGCUCGUCCUGCGCCCACAGCCAGGCCAACGCCUCGGCCAGCGCUCGCCAAGGGGUUCGCUUCCUGGUGAGCACCCAACAGAUCUCCACAGAGGAGUCUUCUUUGUUCAGCACGGUGGCGUCCAACGUCCAGCUGCCUCUGAAAUCUGCCUUGAAAACUGUGUCUGCCAUCAGUGAUGCAGAGACACCAAAUAGCUCUCAGACCCUGUCCUGUGCUGACCAAGACAAGGAGCUGCUGGAGAGCCCGGCUGGGCCGGCUCCUCCUGAAAAAAGAAAGCCCAAGCCCAAAAGAGUGAGGAUCUCCAUGGCGGACUCGACUGUGGAAGUGGAAGAUUGCAUGACUCCGUCAGAGAUAGCGGAGUGGGUGGAGCAGCAGCUCGAUGAGCCGGUGGAUUUCAAAAACUGCAAGAUCGAUCCAGCGCCUUUCCAGUUGGUGGAGCAAACGUCUCUUCACAAGACUCACACCAUCUUCUCUCUGCUGGGUCUGGAUCACGCCUAUGUGACCAGCAUGGGACGUCUGGUGGGAGUGGUCUCUCUCAAAGAGUUGCGUAAGGCCAUUGAGGGCUCAGUCAUCGUGACUGGAGUGAAAGUGCGCCCUCCGCUGGCCAGUUUCCGAGACAGUGGGAACAGCACAAACGUAUCCGAGGUGACUGAAUUACACAAGCUGUGCAUCCGCCACAGGGGGCUCUCAUUGCCCCGGGAACCAAACCUUCCUAAUGUGGAGGACCAGGCCGAUCUCUCGUACAAAGAGAUCCCCGUCAACUUCUCAGACCAGACUAGUUUGCAGUUUGAAACCAGCGCCGAUGACAUCACAAAUCAUUCAUCGGAGCUGGUGCUGCAGGAGAGUCCGUCGUUCACCGAGGACCAAUCAGAGUUUACGUUUGACUGCAGCCCCUCCCACACUGAGGAGUCAGAGCUGACCUGUGACUAUGACCCCCCCACCCAAACCCCUGAGCCGGACGAAACAGAGCAACAGCAGGGCAUUCCACCUCUGAACAAGGACCAAUCAGAAGCCGAGGAAGAGAGUUGUCCCCCCCACAAGCAGGAUCAGUCAGAAUGAUCGGAACCGUCUCGACGUCUCAUGAAUGUUGACGUUUCUUACAUUUGUAGAGGACACACUCACCUUCAAGUCCAGCCUAGAUGAGUGAGUGAGUGAGUGAGUGAGUGUGUGUGCAGAUGCCUGUUUUAUGGAUAAAUCUGAUUGAAUUCUAUAUUUAUUUUAUUUUUGUCAACAAAUCUUGUGAAAAGACCAAAUGCAACAGUGUGUUAUUCGCGCACACACACACUAACCACUGAUAAUGAAUGUUACUUAUACAUUUAACUCCUCCUUAUUACACGCCAGUAAAGGACACAUACAAGUUGGCUGCAAGAUUAGUGAGCAGUAUAUAUCUGUGUCUGGGGAAACAGUGGUGGUUUGGUGCCUUGCUCAAGGGUACUUCAGUCUCUGACCUGUCCUGUGAUUUGAACGGGCAGCCCUCUGGUUACAAGCCCAGUUCCCGUCCACUAGGCCACAUGCUACCCUACAAAUAUAUAAUGUUAGAUGUUUGUUUUCAGAAAAGGUUUGACGUGCAACAAACACAACAGCAAUGAGUGCUAAACAUAUGGGGCGUUUAACAUUUAGUGUUGAAAAUACUAGUUUGAUGUUUUCAUGGGAUUUGAUGACAAUAAAAAUAUAGAAUAUGCCCAGGUGUGUGUGUGUGUGUGUGCGUG
This is a messenger RNA of Solea senegalensis (Senegalese sole), 4051 nucleotides long. RefSeq names its product chloride channel, voltage-sensitive 2a (gene clcn2a). Gene Ontology annotation, biological process: transmembrane transport; chloride transport. Lineage: Eukaryota; Metazoa; Chordata; Actinopteri; Pleuronectiformes; Soleidae. Gene Ontology annotation, cellular component: membrane. The coding region runs from base 327 to 3401 and encodes 1024 amino acids. The transcript has 25 exons. Gene Ontology annotation, molecular function: voltage-gated chloride channel activity. The record is from RefSeq and is a predicted model, not a curated record.